This is a messenger RNA of Centruroides sculpturatus (bark scorpion), 2840 nucleotides long. RefSeq lists its product as uncharacterized. NCBI's taxonomy places the organism in Eukaryota, Metazoa, Arthropoda, Arachnida, Scorpiones, Buthidae. Gene Ontology annotation, molecular function: nucleic acid binding; zinc ion binding. The coding region runs from base 1121 to 2299 and encodes 392 amino acids. The transcript has a single exon. The record is from RefSeq and is a predicted model, not a curated record.
UCAGAGCAUUCCACAUAAUAAUUUAAAGAUUCUUAUUUAAUUUAAUAUUUGGAAUGUGAAGAAUACAGUUCCAAUUUAUAAUACACAUGCACCUGCCAUAACAAACUUUUUCGAGAGAGAGAAGGGGACACUCACAAUGUAUCUGUCAUUUAAAGAAUGCUUUAUUUUCAUAGAAAAAGAGGUUAUUCUGAAAAUCUGGAAACUAUCUGGAAUGUUUUUGUUAGUCAUUGAGGUCAAUAAUGAAAAACAAAAUGACUAAUGUUAGAACUAUAGGAUUUUACAGGCUAUUAGAUAAGGAUCCAUUCAGUCCUUUGAUCUGCAAGAUCUGACUCCUGGGAUAAGAUUGUGAGAUUAACAGUGGGUCACUGGUUAAUCCCCAAAUGACCACUUACUCUGCACGGGUUGAUGAAACCUGAUCUCGGAGUCGUUGGAUGGCUAGGAGGGCAAAUUGAGUGGGGAGGGGGUGAGGAAGCUGGCAGGUGUCCUUAAAUGACAGGAGACAGGUUCAACGAAAUAACAAAGCAUUUAUUGAAUAACUAAAUCUAAAUUACAGGAGGCGAACUUACUACUAAGGUUAAAUGUGGUUAUAUUAAAAUAUUUACAAAAUAUGGCGACUACUUUCGUAGCUAUGUUGCUGACCUAAUUUCUAGUUCAAGAGAGAGCACUUUUACAAAUUCUAGAUCCCCUAAAUACCUCUCGGCGUAAUGGAGCGUUGGCGCAAUCGUCUAUAUGGAAGAGGUAGGAGUCCUUGGUAUCUUCUAUUCGAUGUCCUCUCUCUGUAGCUGGAUCGGGUCCGCUGUAUGGAGGUUUGGGAGACUUCCGGUUAAAUUUCAGUGGGUUAUAACUCGCUUCCGACUUGUUAUUUCCGAAAAGUUUUGGGUGUCUCUUAGAAGAUACCAAACGUGACUUUUUCCGAAAAUUUCAUGCUAAUAUCUCCAAUAGUUUUUAAAUUAUCGCUGUUCUACAAAAUUUUGGAAUUUCAACACUACUGUUCCAUUGCCGGUAGUCAUAGCAAUGCUCAAUGACUUUUUCUACAGGAAAGUUCUAGAACUUUUUCCGGAAGUUACAUUUUCUCUGUUAACUUUUUUUUUUAAUUUUAAAAUCUAUUAUUUUGAUUGGUAUGGAAUCUGAGGUCAAAACAUUUCACGACACUGCCUAUGGCAUUAUCGAUGAGAUUAAACAAUAUUCCAAGCAUAACCCGAAGGCCAAAUUAGGAGUGGAAUGUCACUUAACGUAUGUACUGACACAAUUCAUCAGAGUAGUAGAACUGGCGGAAAGUACUUUUAAGAAAAACAAUCUAAAUGAUUAUAUUGAACAGACACUCUCAGGAUUAGCUACUAAAAAUGAUUUAAAGAAAUUCAAAGAUGCUCAUGUUGAUGAAACUACAAAAAUCCUAAUGGAUAUUCAACAAACAGUACAAAAUCAGAGGAAAACCUCUUUUGAUGAUCUAACUAGUGAAAAAGUUCCUAGCAUUCCUAGCUAUAAAGAUAUCUUACAAAAAGGAAUAAAACAAACUAAAAUUAUAGACGAACAACCUCUACCUGCAUAUACUGUAUUAGUAUAUAGUGAUAAUAAUAGAGCCACUUCUGAUGAAACAAAAAGUACUUUAACUAGUAACGUGAGACCUGAUAAGCUUGGUGUAGGCAUACGUCGAUUAAGGAAAAUUAGGAAUGGUGGAAUUGCAGUAGAUUUAAACCAUAAGAGUGAGGUAAACUACUUUAAAGAGAAUGCCGAACAAGUUCCAGGUUUAGUAUCACGUUUGCCAAAAAAGAGACUACCAUUAGUCAAAAUUGCUUCCGUUCCGAAAACCAUUAAUAAAGAGGACCUUGCAUUAGACAUUUUUGAGCAAAACCCGUACAUUUUCCCCACCUAUACUGAACGCACUUUUGUUGAAAACGUUAACAUAAGGUUUCCGCUUAACCAAAAAAAUGAAAAUCAUAUUUCCUGGAUUAUUGAAGUAUCUCCACAAAUUAGAGAAAAUAUGAUAAAAGCGGGAAAAAUCCAUCUUCUUUGGACAACCUGUCCUGUCUUUGACUUUCUCCCUAUAACACAGUGCUAUCGCUGUUUAUCAUUUGGACAUUUUGCGAAAAAUUGUUCUUUAAAAGAAAAUGUGUGUAGCCAUUGUAACGGAAAUUAUUUAUACAAAGAUUGCCAAAACAAACAUGACUCACCGAAGUGUGCUAACUGCUUAAAAGAAAACAGAGUACAGAAUUGUCACAACACAAUGGAUAAAACUUGCCCAGUGUAUCUAAGAGAAAAAACUAAAUUCCAACAAAGAACUGACUACGUAAUACAGUGAUCUGCGAGGCUACUUCACAACUCAACGAUUAACCGGUGUCUGGAGAUUGUGGUCUGACAUUUGUAUUUUGGAACUGUAGAAUGUAUAUCGCUGUAUAAUAUUUGAUUAUUGUAUAAUUUUAAUUAAUGAUCUUAGUUCUUUCUAAUAAUUGUUACUAAGAACCAUACAUUUUGUCAUAUAAAUUAUAUGUACUGUACUUAGCAUACUUUGAAUUUCCUUUAUUGUUUGUACUUUGGUGUCAUUGACACACUUUUAAUGUCAAGUAUUUCUCUCUGAUUGGCAAGUUGCUGAUUAUUGUACUUAUUUAUUGUGUCUUAUGUAUUGUAUAAUCGAGUAUAUGUAUUUGAUAAUAAUGAUGAACUUUACAUGUUUUUCAAUACUAACAGCAGCUUGUCAUGAAUUUGUACAUAGUUGUAUAUAGAUCAGUUAACUUGUUUUGUUUUUAUUUUGAUUUUCAUGUUAUUAAUGUACUAUUUUAUGUAUUUUAUUUCUUAUGUUAUCUUAAUUCUUCAUCAUUAGAGUUAUGUGUACAACAUCUAUA